Molecule: messenger RNA, 1965 nt
Organism: Capronia coronata CBS 617.96
Lineage: Eukaryota; Fungi; Ascomycota; Eurotiomycetes; Chaetothyriales; Herpotrichiellaceae
Product: MFS transporter, DHA1 family, multidrug resistance protein
Exons: 3
Coding region: 1-1965 (654 amino acids)
Biological process (GO): transmembrane transport
Molecular function (GO): transmembrane transporter activity
Source: RefSeq, a predicted model, not a curated record
AUGGAUUUAGUCGACCGUGAAAUGGAACGGGCAGAGAUCCAGGCGACCCGAACUUACUCGCAGGAGAGCAAGGAGCGCCGAUCUCUGAAGCAUACGACCUCAAGGCACUCUGCGUCGUCCAGUUCCACCAGCUCAAGUGCCUCUUCAGGCAAUUCAAUGGGUCGGAUAGCCACCGCGCGUGGCCCUAACGUCGGUCUGAGGCGAUCUGAGACGCAUCCAAUCGAAGACCUGAGAAUAGAAACACACCGGCUACAACAGGUCGAGACUGUAGGAGCCAGCGUCAAGUCGAGAGCAGACUCCAAACCCCUUCCUCCCUUUGGGGGAGGCAAGCCUUAUCCUCCUCCAUUGCCAGCGCAGGAAGACUAUGUUGUCGAGUUUGACGGCAUAGAUGACCCUCUGCACCCACAGAACUGGCCUUUUACCAAAAAGCUCUAUCUUGGUGCGAUCCUGGCGUUCACCUGCCUGUGCAGUACCUUUACAUCCUCCGUCUUCUCCUCGUCGACGCAUUCGGUCGCCAAUUACUUCCAUGUCAGCGUCGAGGUGGCCACCCUCAGCACCUCUCUAUACGUACUGGGAUACGCCUUUGGCCCACUCUGCUGGGGACCGUUUUCCGAACUGCGCGGUCGGAGAAUACCCAUUCUGAUCGGCAUGUUUGGCUUUUCAGUGUUUUGUUUCGGCUGUGCUACGGGCAAAGAUAUUCAGACAGUUAUGAUCUGCCGAUUUUUCACAGGGUUCUUCGGUUCGUGUCCGUUGGCUGUGGUCGCGGCAGUCUUUGCCGACAUGUUCGACAACCGCGAAAGAGGGACGGCCAUUGUCAUCUUCUCCUCCAUGGUCUUCAUGGGGCCUAUGCUGGGACCUUUUAUUGGAGGCUUCAUCGACAGCUCCUAUCUCCACUGGCGCUGGAAUGUUUACCUGCCCGGGAUCAUGGGCUCGACCGCCUUAAUCCUCAACCUUGUGUUUUUGCAAGAAUCCUACCCACCGAUGGUGCUGGUUGGCAAGGCCGCCGAGUUGCGUCGCCGGACUAGGAAUUGGGGCAUUCACGCAAAGCAAGACGAAGUCGAGGUGGACUUCCGAGAGCUGAUAUCUAAGAACUUCUCUCGUCCAAUCCGGCUCUUGAUUUCCGAGCCCAUCAUCCUGGCCAUCACUUGCUACAUGUCCUUCAUUUAUGGCCUCCUCUAUCUCUUCCUGACCGCUUAUCCACUCGUCUUCCAGGGCGUCCACCACAUGGCACCCGGUGUGUCGGGUCUUCCGUUCUUCGGAAUGGUGGUGGGUAUAUUCAUCGUUGCAGGCUACAUCAUCUACGACGCCAGAAAUUACAACAGGAAGUUGGACGCCAAUGGAGGCAUUCCGGUUCCUGAGUGGCGGUUGCCUCCUGUCAUCAUUGGAGGCACCUUAUUUGCUCUGGGCCUGCUUUGGUUCGGCUGGUCUGGCUACAAGUCUUCGGUGCAUUGGAUUGUCCCGACUCUUUCUGGUCUGUUCACAGGCUUUGGCCUCCUGGCCAUCUUCAUCCAGUGCUUCAACUACCUGAUUGACUCUUACCUCAUGUUUGCGGCGUCCGCCAUCGCGGCAAACACUUUCCUGCGAUCCAUUUCCGCUGCCGGAUUCCCUCUCUUCGCUCGCCAAAUGUUCAACGGUAUGGGCAUUGAAUGGGCCGGCACCUUCCUCGGGUGCUUGGCACUCUGCCUCGUGCCCAUUCCGGUGCUUUUCUACUUUUACGGCAAAAAGCUCCGGCAGAAGUCCAAAUUCGCUCCGACCAUGGCGGUCAAGAAGCCCGAUGACGAGGAAGACGGCCUUGACGAGGACCAAGAAUUGCAGAUGGCCGCUUUGCACGCCACUAGAAGCCGGGUGCAUCAUGAUCUGGAGGCUGGACGACGGCGGACGAGGUCGGGCACAAAUGGAUCGGCGGCCACGGCCACGACUCCUGCAGCUGCUCCGAUUAACCGCAUGUCAGAAAAGAGCGACUGA